AUGUACUGGCUCACGAACCUUGCGCCUAUCGCCUGGAUCUGUGCUACAGCUCUCGCAGCUGCUGCCUCCAAGGGAGGUGUAUUAAAAAAGGGCAAUGUCUGCACAGUCACAGCUUUAGGAGGGAAGAGAGACGAUGUCCAGAACAUCCUUGAAGCAUUCUCGAGCUGUGGAAAACACGGCACCAUCAUCUUCCCCGAGGAUGAAAAUUACUGGAUUGCAACUAGACUCAAUCCUGUCGUCAGCAAUGUUGUAAUUGAAUGGCGUGGCGUGUGGACAUUCUCAGAUGAUUUCGACUACUGGCGCAAUAACUCAUAUCCGAUUGCCUUUCAAAACCACCAUGCUGGCUUUAUCCUAACUGGAGAUCAUAUUACCAUCAAGGGACAUGGAACUGGUCAGAUUUACGGCAACGGUAAUGCUUGGUAUAAUGCGGAACAAGCCGUCACACAGCCUGGAAGACCGAUGCCUUUUGUCUUUUGGAAUGUAUCAGAGGUCCUCGUGGAAGAUUUCACGGUCAAGGAUCCUCCUUUGUGGUCUCUUAACAUCAUGAAUGGAACAAAUAUGGUAUUCAACAAUAUCACAUGCAAUGCAACUGCCGUUAAUGCUCCAUAUGGCACGAACUGGGUGCAGAACACGGACGGUUUUGAUACUAUGGACGCAAACAAUAUCCAGCUGAAUGGUCUCACGUAUCAGGGUGGAGAUGACUGCAUCGCCAUUAAACCACGCUCAUAUAAUAUCCGAGUCUCGGAUGUAAAGUGUCAUGGAGGUAACGGCAUUGCUAUCGGUAGCCUUGGCCAGUACCUUGAGGACGCCUCAGUCAAGAACGUGGUAGUAGACAAUGUCGAGAUCAUUCGCUAUAACGAGGAUAUGCACAACUCGGCGUACAUCAAGACAUAUAUGGGCGGACGAGUCCCACAGAGCUCGUACGAGAGCGCCGGUUUGCCAAACGGCGGCGGUUGGGGUACAGUCGAGAAUAUCCUCUUCUCCAAUUUCCAUAUUCAAGGGGCCAAUACCGGUCCAGCCAUCACUCAAGACACCGGAGAUAAUGGUACUUUUAAAGGGACCAGCCUCAUGGCCAUCUCGAAUGUUGCCUUUGUCAACUUCACAGGCUACCUAAACAAUGUUGCGAACAACCGUAUCGCUUCGGUGUCUUGCUCGAAUGUUCAUCCGUGCUAUAACAUCGACUUCCAAAAUGUCAAACUCAAUCCUUCGCAGAAUGUUUCAGCGUACGGCAAUGUAAGCUGUUCAUAUAUUGAGUCGGGAGGUGUUCACGGUCUUCUUGGGUGUUGA
This is a messenger RNA of Talaromyces stipitatus ATCC 10500, 1287 nucleotides long. Its product is annotated as extracellular exo-polygalacturonase, putative. The record is from RefSeq and is a predicted model, not a curated record. Gene Ontology annotation, molecular function: polygalacturonase activity. Gene Ontology annotation, biological process: carbohydrate metabolic process. The transcript has 4 exons. Lineage: Eukaryota; Fungi; Ascomycota; Eurotiomycetes; Eurotiales; Trichocomaceae. The coding region runs from base 1 to 1287 and encodes 428 amino acids.